AUGUCGCCCCUCAUGGAUCAACUGCUGUAUGAAAUUGUGGCGAUGAAGGUUUUCACACCAGGAGAAUCAGAAUUUUCGAACCCAAUGUCUGUGCAGCGGUGGCUGCGGAAGGAGGUUUUGGUGCCCUUGAGACGAGCCUUGUCACCAGCCAGCCAAGAAGGUGCCACUGCCAACAAGUGGGGUUAUGAUCAACGCCUGGUGUACUGCCGAGAGCCGGAUACCUCUGUCUCUGUGGUUCACAAGUAUAUGGUGGCGCUGAGAACAGCCAUUACUGCAGCCGAGUCAAAGUCCGAGUCUGUGUCCGAGAGCAUGAUUGAGGCCGGUGCUGUGCUUCCACACGGGAUCGCACUCUGCGCCGUGGAGUAUAAUGGUCUUUACGAGCAAGCAGCUGAGCUUCAGUGGAAGAGAAUGACGGAGGACGUGUAUAAAAAGCAGGGGAGGCUGAACAACUGCUUGGCUGUGUGUGACGCGGGGGCGUCGGUGUCGGUGGCUCUGGAGUUGUUUGUGUCUCAACUGAGCCAAGGGCACUGUUUGGAGGAGUGUGAGGACUGGGAGGUUGAUCCGGGGAAGGUGUUUGAUUUGAUUCUUGAAGCGGCGGUCAAUGAGAAUGUGAAAGCAGAGAAGAUGGUGAGGAAAGUGUUUGUGUUCACCUUCUUUAAACAGUUCAGCGACGGCUGCUGGAAGCCUCGCGGCGGGGAUUAUGAGGAAAUCCAGAGGAAGUUUAAGGAGAAGGGGUAUGCCGUGCCGCACUUGGUGAUUUGGAAUCUCAUAAGUGUGGGGUAUGCGCCAUGGCGUACUGAAGAGCCAGGGGUGACGUUGUUGGGUGGCUUCUCGGAGGCCAUGCUCAAGUGCUUCUUGGACAAUGACGGCCAACUUGACCCCGACCAGGUCAUGGAAUUAGACAUCUCCGGCCAAGGCUAUCAAACUCUGGCUGUCUUCGACUGA
Molecule: messenger RNA, 945 nt
Organism: Prunus mume (Japanese apricot)
Lineage: Eukaryota; Viridiplantae; Streptophyta; Magnoliopsida; Rosales; Rosaceae
Source: RefSeq, a predicted model, not a curated record